GAAAACGGGAAUUAAGUCACCAUUAUAAGUGGUGACAGCAGGACGGCCUCAGUCUGUCUCUUGGCAUCAUGGUGGGAGGUGUUACUGCUGCGUCGCUGCUACUUGCUUCCCUGGCAGCAGGAGUGUUGGGUGGGACGUACCCCAGGGCCGGCCCUCAGGAUGUCCGGAUAGUGGGCGGUGACGUCGCCCAACAAGGACAGUUUCCCUCCAUAGUGGCCAUCUAUCACCGAACUUUGUUUGGGUCUUCGUUUUUGUGUGGGGGGACUAUUCUGAACGAGAACCAUGUCCUCACGGCUGCGCAGUGCGUCAAGGGGUACUCUGAGACAUCAUUUGACAUCGUGGCGGGGGAGCAGAACCUGGACGAAGACUCGGGGUUGGAACAGACGAGGAGGAGCGAGAGCUUCGUGACGGGUCACUUCACCACUACCACGGGCGCUAACGACAUCGCUAUCAUCAGGACGGAUAGCAACUUUGACUUUGUUGAGGGACUGGUGGAGGCGGUAGCCCUGCCCACAGACUACCAGGAGCCCGUUGAUGGCGCCCUCUGCACCGCUGUAGGCUGGGGCUACACAUCGCAGUCGGCGGGAGAUAUAAGCAGUGAGCUGAGAUUCGUGGACCUUCCCUUCCUGACGGACUCUGAAUGUCAGGACGUUUAUGGCGAGGACGCCAUCCUCCUCGAUAUGCUGUGUGCUGGCUACCUCGGGGGUGAGGGAGUCUGUCGGGGUGACGGUGGGGGGCCGCUGUUCUGUGACGGGGUGCAGCAGGGGAUAAGCUCGUGGGGGGAGAACUGUGACGCCGAGCCAGCAGUCUUCACCCAAGUCUCCCACUACCUCGAUUGGAUCAAGCUUAAUAUAGACCUCUGAAUCCCCCCGCUGCCACCAUUAUAACAAGGACAAGCAACAACACUGGCAGGGAUGUGAACAAGAACAACAACCCUUAUUAUAGACCUCUGAAUCCCCCCGCUGCCACCAUUAUAACAAGGACAAGCAAUAAUACUGGUAGAUAUGUGAACAACAACAACCCUUAUUAUAGAUUUCUGAAUCCCCCCCCCCGCUGCCACCAUUAUAACAAGGACAAGCAACAACACUGGCAGAGAUCUAAACAACAACAACCCUUAUUAUAGACCUCUGAAUCCCCCCCGCUGCCACCAUUAUAACAAGGACAAGCAACAACACUGGCAGGGAUGUGAACAACAACAACAACCCUUAUUAUAGACCUCUGAAUCCCCCCGCUGCCACCAUUAUAACAAGGACAAGCAACAACACUGGCAGAGAUCUAAACAACAACAACCGUGUCAUUAGCGACUACAACGGUGACUUGUAAUGAAGGACCUUUAAUAAAUUAAAAAAAAUAAACAAUAAA
Molecule: messenger RNA, 1362 nt
Organism: Procambarus clarkii (red swamp crayfish)
Lineage: Eukaryota; Metazoa; Arthropoda; Malacostraca; Decapoda; Cambaridae
Source: RefSeq, a predicted model, not a curated record